Molecule: messenger RNA, 2469 nt
Organism: Serendipita indica DSM 11827
Lineage: Eukaryota; Fungi; Basidiomycota; Agaricomycetes; Sebacinales; Serendipitaceae
Source: the annotation of a GenBank genome assembly
AUGUCUCUCAUUAGCGACCCAGAUUAUAUGAUUCACCAGCUACGGCUGACCUAUCUGAGGACGGUAGAAGAUCCAUACGCAAGCCGUCUCCUCUCGUUCAAUCAGCGACAUCUGGAGAACCCAUAUGUGCUUGAAGCAGGACUAGCAGAUCCAGAACGUUGGCCUCAGCUCCUCAUGCCCUCGACUCCAAAGCCCGCGCAGGUAGCACUUUCAGACAGCCCGUUGCUGGCGCGAGCGGUACAGAAUUCGAACAAGGACGACGCUCCACGAUGGAACGGAGCAGGAGGAGGAACAGGUGGCGCUAGUUUAAAGUAUACGACGACAAUCAUGGGACCCACUCGCACCGGAAUGGUUGGCAUGCGCACAAAUGGACGGCGAUCCUCAAACUCGUCCAGCACUGGAGUAGAGAAACGAGCGAGGGGUGAUAGUAAUCCAGUCGUAAACGUACAGGAAGCAUCGGGCCCGAGCAAUAAUGCCCCCGCACAAGAGUUACACAAGGCUGCGGGUACGCAGGAGAUUGACCAAAGGCCACUGAUAGCACCUCAAUUUGCUAGAGGUGCCGAAAUGGAACAGCGGCGGAAAGCUAGGAUUCAGGCGCGGAACGCUCUUGCAGAGCUGAGAGCCGCCAAUUCGCAGGCGUUAGGAAAGCCGGCUGAAAAUACCACCAUCGACGUAGAGCAAGAGGUCAGUAGCGAGUCGGAUUCGGACAGUGACUUUGGAGACGUCGCUGUCGGGCCCGAUGAAGAAAUAGAUCCCGAAUUUGAAGGCCAAAUUGUAAACUCGGCUGGCUCAGAUGACGGAUCGCUCCCGUCGACAGCGUCUGGUGUCUCGACGUCUUCAGGCUAUCCAGUCCAAACGCGACCAGUACGAAAGCUGAGUCAAGCAGCAGAACAACGUCGACUGGGAACGCAUACAGAAGAGCCAUCUUCCGACGAGGGCAAAGCCUCGACCGCAAUAGAAACCGAUCGACCAUCUCUCAUACCAACCAAGGCCCGAUCCGACGGCCAAGUCAAUCCACCACAUGCAGUUGAACCAAUACGCCCUGGACACCGUACUCGCCCUCCAAGCUUUGAUUCGACUCCCCGCGCGAGCAUCUCGGGCAAAGUGGAACGGCCAGGCCAUCAGUCGCAGCAGUCUAUUGCACUGGAUAUAUACUUUGCACGACGUCCUAUACCUAAGAAACCGGCAAAAUCGCCAACUUCUGCCCUUACAAAAAUGCUUGUAGCACAGGAAGCGGUUACUGACAAUCCCUUCACGGAGUUGUACGGCGCCAUUGCUGGCAGAGGAGACAUGCCUUCUACGACACUCAACAUCUUCUUCCCCGAGUCAAAGAAGCCAUUCUCUGCUUUAGAGCCACCGCUGGAUGAAGGACUCACCGAAAAUGAUCCUCGAAGAUCUACGGUACUUUCUGCGGUGGGCUGGAUAUUGCGAAUCGGAGAAGAGGAUGGUGAAGUAGACGAAGAUUUCCCAGCUCCUGAUCGCGCAGGGAGGAUCUCCAAGUUUUCGUUCCCCGCGUUUGCCAUUUGCAAGGCGACGAAUGCUCAGAUUCAACAGAAUCGGGCUGCAGAAGCAAAGAUUGUUCGUCGUCCAUCGCGUCUUAUGAUAACCAAGAAGAAGGCUCCAGAACCAGCGGCAGCUCAAGCACCAAGCACAAUAACCGGUGUUCCACCCCCAACAGGAGGACUCAGUGUGAUACCUUCUAUGGGGACUAUACCACAGAACUUUGGUGUCUCAUCGUCUGUGGGAGGCGGCGCACAUUCAGGGCCCCCUGUUUUCCUCCGCAUUUGCGUUCCAGAAGACGCAGACGCUGUUCUGCGUUACACUACCAUCAAUGUCACGUCUGAUUGGUACAUGGCGGACGUCCUAGAGCACAUCUGCCGAAGGCGUAAGAUCAAAGACCAUCAGGACUAUACACUCGUAUCUGAGGGAAAGAAAAUCGUCAUACCAAUGGACAGGACAGUUGCGAGUCUACAGGGAGAGACGGAACUCUUGCUCGUCAAAAAGUCGUCCCUCGGGGAGGAUUUCAAAGGGCCGGGACGUGCAACAGAUCCUAAUGCGUCCAUCUUUGCCAAGCGCAUGUCUGAACUCCCAGGUCCUAGUACAGGGCCACCAAUGGACUUUACAGAUGCAUAUCAGUCAUGGGUGGUAUAUCGUAAACUGCCAGUCAUGGUCGGAAGGCUCGAGCGUACGCUUGCCAUUGACGGUGAUCACAUUCACAUCAUGCCAACCGCCAAAGGAUUCUUGGACAAUGUCAAGACGACAUCGUACCGCAUGAGUUCCAUCCAAAGCAUCCGUCGUUCAAAGAAAUCCCACUCCAGUUUCAAGAUUACAGUGGCGCAAGAUGGACCAAGCAAGACUUAUGAGUUUGAGGCAGAGAACGAGGCGACCGCUGAGAUCAUUGUUCAAAGGAUCAAAGCGCUGAUCAAGCCAUUCCAACCGAAGCGAGCGAGCACCUUGCGUCGUCGCUAA